CCCUCCGCGCCAGCAGGAGGCGCAGCCACCGCCCACAAACACCCACCGUAUCAUGUUCCGGAUCUAGCUUUAGCUUCCAGCUAAACCAUAAAUAACUUCAUAUUUUCGAGUUAAUGUCUGCUCUUUGUGAUGCUGAGAAGUCUACUAACCAGAGCAGUGAGACGCAGCAAAAGCAGCUCAUCAUGCUGAGACAGGCUCGGAGGACAGACAGGUGUUUCCUGCCUUCUGCAGGAGGCAGGGUGCCAAACGUUCAAUUACCAGUGAGUCCUGUUCAGAGGACAGCGCCUCCACCUCAGCAGGUAUAUAAAACAAACUCGCCCUCCUGCUGUCAUGGACCCAUUUCAGUCUGUUCUCUUCAGGUUUCAGGGUCAGGUGGUUCUGACUGCUCGUUGCGCUGCAGCGAUACCACAGAAGAACAGUGGGGAACAGGUGGGCAGAGCCAUGCAGGAGGUCCUGGUUCUGAUCUAGAUUCAGGAGAGCCACGACCGAAACAGGCGAGACGGGAUGGGAACCGGGAGGCUACAGCUCUGACCCAUAGAGACAACAUCCCCGGGUCAUGUGAUGCAGCUGAAGGUCCUGACCAGCAGGGGGCAGCAGAGCUCAGCGAGGACACCCGAGCAGCUCAGCUGCAGAGCGUCGGCUCUCUGAAGGUCACCAUCCAGCAGAGCAACGAGAGUCGGGAGUUUGGACAGACAGACAGACCGGCUGACAGACAGCCAGGUGGACUUCACUGUCAUGUCUGCGGCCUCACUUGUUGCUCUCUGCAGGUGUUUCAAGAGCACAUGUCAGGACAAGAACACCUGAGGAAACUACAGGAGAUCACAAACGACAUCUGUCUGAACACACACACCCUGCUGCAAAGGGGGCGUCGGCCUAAUGGGCAACAUUGGUGUGAUACCUGUCAGGUCCACUUCUCAGAUGAUGUCAUCAUCCACCGACGCUCUAAACAGCACAAGGUGUGUAAACAGCUGGGUCGGCCAUUCUGUCCCGUGUGUAAGCGACACUUCAGGACUCCCAGGAAGUUUGUGGAGCACAUGAAGUCAGCAGAACACAAAGAGCAGGUGCGCUUGGCCGAGGUUCAGGAGGAGGAGCUUAUCACCGUGGAUGCUGUUGGUUGCUUUGAGGAGGAAGAGCAGCGAGAAGAGGAGGUGGAAGUGGCAGAUGAGGAGGAAGAGGAAGAGAAUGAAGGAAUAGUUUCGGGGUCAGAGACCGGAGUGGAAAAGGAAAAGGAUGACGAGGAGUACAACCCUCAUCAAACCUACGGAAGUGGUUUUGUGGUUCCUGUUUGUGGGUUUGUGUGCCGACUGUGCAACAGGUUCUUCUACAGAGAGGCGGCAGCCCGACACACACACUGCCGCACACACACACACUACCUGAACCUGCAGAACCACAGAGCCCAGCAGAAACCACAAGAAGACGAGGCUGAGGACACGUCUACUCCAACCUGAUCCCACAAUGCACCACUUCCUCCAGGUGAUCAUUUGGGGAUGAUGUUGUGCUCUUAGCUAAUCUGAGAGCUCUGACUUCCUGCUGGAGCUCCCAGACAGGAAGUCAGCUGUCUCAGACUUUGGCACAAUCCCAAUACUCGCACUGCAGAGUCAGAAAAGUGCACUUGGAGAAAGUGCGUGGUUCACAAGUGUGCAGAAAAUUGCCAAAUUGAGACAGGGAGAAUUGCCUCGUGGACCGCAACGCAUGCUGGUCGCUGUGUUUCGUUUUUUAUACAAACCUUUAUUAACAACUUUCAGACAAACAACCAAACAUUUACUUUAAAUGAAUUUACAUUCGUUGCUGCUUUGUCUGAAACAUUCAGAGCAUCAUUUACUCAUCCUAAAACGAGUUACUUUCAUUAGAAAAUACAUAUUUUCAGAAAAGGCACUUGAGCAUUUUCUCCCGCAGCAAUGGAUUGUGGGUAAUACAUUUCACCCAAGUCUGCAUCGAUGUGGACUUGGGUGAAAUGCGGCUCGAGGGUGCAAAAGGGGCGUGAUCGACUUCAUACAGAAUCAGACUCGGAGGCGAGGUGAAAGGAAAAUAAAUAAUAAUUUUAUUAAAUGAUGAGGAGAACUGAGGGCGCACUGGUGAUCCAGCGGAAGGUGAAAACAGGAAGCGGCAACUAGAGGGAAACCAGAGGUGAGUACUGGGAUUUGUAGUUCAAAGCGAAUGUUUGUAGGCAGAACUUACAAUGCGGAAGUUCGGGAUGAAUGUGGAGGGGGGAUGAGCCGGGGUGAUAUCCAGAGGAGGAUUGUUGUAAUCCAAGUGGGUGAGUGGAAUGGAAGAGGAUGAUGAUUAUGAGGAAGCGGAGAGGGAGCGUGAUAACGGUGGAGAGCGGGACGGCAGAGAGGAGUAGGAGUCCAGGAAGCGAACCGGUGAAUAAUCCUUUCUUGCAGAGACGUGUGAGGAUCCAGAGAUGCAGGAAGCCUGAGGGUAAGUAUCCAAGAAAAAAACGAGUUCGAGUUAAACGGGUUCAAAAAAAUCUUACAAAGUCAAAACGAAGUUCAAAGUCACGAAGGUCUAGAGACUAGCAGUCAGUAGUUAAUCAUCCGGCGUCGGGUCAGGAUAGCCGUCCUCCUUUUAAAGCCGCCCCACUGAUCAGGCUGAUGAAGAUCAGCUGCGCUCCCUCUCCUGCAGGCAAAAACUCGUAGAUGGUGAGAUGAUGGGCAGAGCACUCACCCCGGCUCACGACACCUCACUUCGGGACACCUCACGCCAGGGGUGCCCAGUCCUGGUCCUGGGGGGCCGGUAUCCUGCAUGUUUUAGUUUGAACCUGAUUUCAAUCAGCAGCUAAUUAACAGGCCUCUGCAGAGCCUGAUGAGCGGCAGCGCUGGUGUUUCAGCCACUGAAUCAAGUCUAUUGGAGCAGAAGAACUACAAAACCUGCUGGAUACCGGCCCUCCAGGACCAGGAUUGAGCAUCCCUGCCCUACGCACUCGCACCCCUGGUUGGGGGUCGCACAACUGAGGGGCGAAAGGGUGGAAAUGCGAGUAUUGGGAUUGGGCCUUUUUGUCUGAGGGCGGUAACUUCCUGUCUGAGACGGACCCGCCCCUCACCUGGCGAUUCGCCGGCUCCCUGAGACCCUGACGAGGAGGAAGCUGCUCAGACAAAAGAUGAUUUUGUUCCUUAACAAGUUUAAAAGUGGCUUCUGUGAAAUUUUUAAACGAGUCAUUCACUUGUUUUCCAAAAUAAAUCGGCUGUUCUCCAGUUUGAAUGAA
Messenger RNA from Nothobranchius furzeri (turquoise killifish), 3205 nucleotides. It is a transcript of the gene ciz1b, whose product is annotated as cdkn1a interacting zinc finger protein 1b. The record is from RefSeq and is a predicted model, not a curated record. Gene Ontology annotation, cellular component: nucleus. NCBI's taxonomy places the organism in Eukaryota, Metazoa, Chordata, Actinopteri, Cyprinodontiformes, Nothobranchiidae. Gene Ontology annotation, molecular function: nucleic acid binding; zinc ion binding.